GUCUGUGUAAAUUUCAGGUGUUGUAACUUUAGUACUGUAUUUGAUUUGAAAUGCACGAAAGGCCUACUGUGUAUUAACCAUUCAAAUGUAAAGCAGUUGUAAACAGCAAUCCGUCUCGUAUUCAAGUUCUAAAUGGGAGAUAUAUUGACCCAGAUAUCGUACAACUGAGUACAGUAGGUUCGAUGACAUACUUGAGAAAGACAUCGUAGAAAUGAACAUUCUUGUUGUAUUUAAGUGUUUAAUUUUGUUUUGGAGUGGAAGUAAAGCAGACAUGCUCACAUACAAAAUCAUGUGUGGCGAAUAUAAAAUGACGUCACAUAUUGGGGAGCUAUCGUAUCGCCCGGAAGUAAAUAUGACGCCAUCUAAGAUUUGUCGGUACGACUUCCGGCCGGACAGGAAUGUCGUCGGCAGUGGCGGCAUCAUGUUCUACUUUACAGAACUGAGAAUGUCGCAUUCUUGCGAACGCAGUUAUUUAAAAUUCAUGGACGGCUUUGGUGGGGUCAAUGGUCUUGAGAAAAAGCUUUGCGUUGACAACGAUACCCUUCUCGACAAAAACGUGUUUUUCACCACCAGCGACAACACACUUGGAAUAGAGUAUUCAGAUCCGUACGCUAAUAUAAGUUUUACCAUACAGUUUUCAGCUUAUUCGAUUAAAGACUGGGACUGUGAGGGAUACAGAUGCCCGAACAAGCUGUGCGUACCGUCGGGGUAUAUCUGUAGCUCCGAAAUUCGGAUAUGCGGUGCCGCAAAGAAUAGCUGUUCCGGAAAGAAAAUCUUUGGCAAAACGAUGUCUAGCAAGAUCUUUGUGGACGUUUUACGAGUUAUCGGAAUUGCAAUUGCGGUGAUAGCUGGAAUACUGAUUUCAAAGAAGCUGUUCCAACAUAGAACGGAGUAUUUGUCGAAAUGCCGCAACAGUUGUGAAUAUGGGUAUUGUGGAUUAUGCUGUUAUCAGAUGUGUGAGUGUUUCUCACAGAAAUGCUGCAAGAAAGAACAGCGUGAUAUCGGUGUCACCAUGACCCGGCACAGACAGUCGACGGACAUAUCAACGACACGUCCAUAUCCGGAAACAAGCGAACGCAGUUCUACAAUAAACAACGGAUUAUCCAGCGUGACAGCCGAGUCAUCAUCAACAAGACACGAUCCGGAAAUAGCCGAACGCAGUACAACAAUCACCAACGAAGGUUCUAGUGUUACAAUACCGCAAGUAACUAGACAAAAUGGAAAUAACACAAGACCGGGCGUUGCAGAUGUGUCAAAUGACCAUGACCCCCCGCCAUCAUACAGUCAAUUAGAAUUGUACAGCUUGGAUAAUCAUGCGAACACUAAUGUAGAUAUGCUUGCUUCAGAAACGCGACACGAUAAUAAUGGUAACAAUAUAACAUUGAGCAACGCUGAUUCCUCGAACGUAAUAACACUUGGCUCCAUUAAUAUCGAGACAGAUUCAGCCAUUGUGGCUCACGGUAGUGAAGAACAUGUACAUGAACCGGAAAUGCUGACAGAUUUUUCGGUCGAUGAUGUUUUACCCGCUGUGCCUCCACCUCCGUAUGACGAAGCCGUAGACCCUCCUUUAUAUAGCGAGGUCAUUAGCCACGAGAGCGAAUAUAUGGCGUCAAUUUAAAAAUGAGUUUCUUACACGAAGUCGUCAAAAACUAAUGUUAUUUUAAAAUGGCGUAGCUUCAAAGCACUACGAUUAACCGAAUACAUCAGUGUUGUUUAAAGUAAACAAGGGUUCGUUAAUGAUUUCAGUAGCAUUAUUAUAUGUUAAAUUGAACUAAAUGUUCAAAAAACUUAAUAUGAACGACCAAAGCCUAUUAAGAAGAUUAUAAACCGUCCUAAAAGUACAAGAAUAAAUAUACUGAUAAGCGUGAUUAUUACAAGUUUUGGGACGUUUUAAAUAAUCAACUUGUGUUAUAUCCGGUAAUAAAGAUACACACAAUUAUUCCCAGAAGUAAGUUACCAAAAAUGUACAAAUGCAAAAUCAGUACUAUGAAAGACUGAAAUACCAGAUGCACAAUUUUCAUUGAUAUCGAGGGUUUCUACCAAUAGUUAAAUAGGGAGUAUGGGCCUAGAAGGCGUAAGUUAGGAAUAUGAGGGGAUGUCGGACGCAACACGCCAUGCGGGCCUGGAGUACACAUUGUAAUAUCAAAGCGCCGAAAGCAUUAAAAGGCUGUUGACAAUAUACAGGAUAGUUUUUGUUAUAAUCGAUGUUAAAGGAACACUUAACCGAAUGAAAAUGGAAAUGGGUAUAAGAAUAAACAGUUUAUCGAAAAUAAUAGACACUGUUAAGGUGAUGAACUAUUGCAAGUUAAAAUUGAAUUUAAAAACGUGACAUUAGUUCGCUCCACAGACUUAAAACGUGUAUGCCUUUGCAAUUGUAAUAGCAAAGUCAAAGGUCACCUACUUGUGUCGAUCACUGGGGAUGAGAAUGUUAAGCUCGCCAAUAUUGAGCUGGAAAUUAACUUUAUACAUGAUAAUUUUUGUUUCCCAUAUGGAAGCGAGUGGAGACGAAGCAAUAAGUAUAUGUAAUGUUAUGGCGUUAAUUUGUAAAAAAAAAACGUGCACGAACAAAACCGAAUGCAAAUUGAGGCAAUAAUCUUAGGGUAUAAUUUAAGCUCAAGGUUCACGAGUGCCAUGUUAAAGGGGCCUUUUCACAGGUUUUGGCAUGUAUUGAAGUUUGUCAUUUAAUGCUUUAUAUUGCUAAAUGUAAACAAUAGAUCUAAAAAGCUCCAUUAAAAAAAAAACAAGCAUAACAUUAAAGAAAGACAAAAAGUAACCCUCAACUGGGCUCGAACCACAGACUCCUGGAGUAAAAGUCUAUCUAUUAGAUCACUCGGCUAUCCGUCCUCAUACAAUGAGUGAUGUAUUUUAUACUUUAUGUAAGCAAUCCUCGUAUUAUUACAAAAUAUAACGACAACAACAGAACUCUCCAAAUUAUUCAAUUGUUUCGCGUUGCAACGCUUUAUAAUUUUCAGAUUUUUUAAAUCGUCUAAAGAUGCAUAUACUUGAUAUUUUAGAGCAUGAUAAAUGUUAUGUAUUACUGUUUUCUCACAAAUAUCAUAACUGCAACGACAAUUUGCGAAUCUGAAACAUUUUUUGUUAUUUUUUUCAAUUAACCAAACCGUGAAAAGGCCCCUUUAAUAUUGUCGAGCCAUACAGAAUGCUGGGCAUGUAUACAUAACAUCAUAGUGAUAACAUACUUAAAGUUAAAUGUAAUCGUUAUAGAAAUUCAAACAAAAACAGUUUGAUUGACAAAGUAAACAGAACCGUGUGACUGUGAAUAGAAACCGCAAUAAUAAACGCGCAUGGAAAAUAUUUAACUGUGAAACUAUCAAUAAAAAAGACAUGCAUGUAAAAUGAAUUAUCUUACACUCAUCACAGUCAUCUGUUCCUCUGAAAAGUAAGAGAACAAAUGUAAUAUAACUAUUAUUAUGAAUGGCAUGUAUAAAACAGAACGGGGAAAAUUAUUAAUCUAUUAUUUUAAUACCAGGCACAAUAAAGUUAUCUGAUGAAAGUCGAAUAUCAAUAAAACUCAGAGGAA
This is a messenger RNA of Dreissena polymorpha, 3538 nucleotides long. RefSeq lists its product as uncharacterized. The record is from RefSeq and is a predicted model, not a curated record. Bases 212 to 1618 code for a protein of 468 amino acids. The transcript is spliced from 5 exons. NCBI's taxonomy places the organism in Eukaryota, Metazoa, Mollusca, Bivalvia, Myida, Dreissenidae.